Molecule: messenger RNA, 2844 nt
Organism: Cokeromyces recurvatus
Lineage: Eukaryota; Fungi; Mucoromycota; Mucoromycetes; Mucorales; Mucoraceae
Product: exocyst complex component Sec10-like protein
Exons: 15
Coding region: 74-2659 (861 amino acids)
Biological process (GO): Golgi to plasma membrane transport; exocytosis
Cellular component (GO): cytoplasm; exocyst
Source: RefSeq, a predicted model, not a curated record
CAGCAGCCCCUUUUUUUGUUAAUUUCGUUAUGUUCAUUUUUUUGCUUUAUUUUUUAUAUCAUAAACCAAGCAGAUGGCAACAUUAAACAAUCCUUUUUGUGACCUUAGCCCUGAAAUUAAAGGUCUAUUAACUAUUGAGAACUUCCGAGAAAAUGUCUCUACAACUGAUUUUAUAGAGAAGAUUUCGGCUGAAGUUUUAGAACAAAUAAAUUUCAAAAACGAAAAUACAAAUGUACUAGAUCCAAAGCCUUUUAUACGUACUUUUGAAGUUGUAUUAGAAGAGCUUCAACAACUAAAAUUACGUGUACAACAGCAAUGCGUAGAACUGGAAUCUAGUACGCAAACUGCAGAGCUUGAGUACAAACAAAAUAUUAGUAAUUUACAUGGCGCAUUCGAAGAUGUAUAUCGCUCUUAUGAUAACUUAGAGAGUAGAAUUGGUGAUGUUGGUAAAACGGCUAUACGUAUUGGUGAACAAUUGGAAUCAAUGGAUAAAGAAAGAUCUAAAGCAGCUGAAAGUCGAGAUAUAAUUGAGUAUUUUAUGGAAUUUCAGGAUGGAAAUACUGAAAGAUUAGACACUUUACGUCAGAGUGGGGAAGAGGGGCAACUAAAGACAGCUAUUAUUGGUAGAAGGUUGAAUGCUGUAGCUAAAGAGGUCAAUAAUGACACAGAAACUAGAGUAGCAAUUGAGAAGUUUUGUGAAAGUUUUGAAAAGGAAAUGUUAGAAGAAUUUGGUAAAGCUUACGAAGAAGGUGAUCCACGUAUUAUGGCACAUUGUGCAAAGGUUUUGUUUGAAUUUAAUGGUGGUACUUCCUGUGUACAGACAUACGUUAACCAACAUGAAUUCUUUAUGUCCAAUAUUAAAAUAGAAGAAAUCGAUUAUGUAAGAAAUUCAGAAGAUAAUGAAGAUCUAUCAAAUCCUAAUGUACUACCACCUGAAGUUGAUACAAGUCUUGUAAAAUUAUAUGAUGAUAUUCGUAUUACUGUACGUCGUGAAGCUGGUAUCAUUUCCAAUGUAUUUCCUCAGCCUGCAACAGUAAUGCAAGUCUUAUUGCAAAGAAUUUUUGCUCAAUCAAUACAAGAUCAUAUCGAAUUACUAUUAUCCAGGUCAAAGGGAUAUUCACAUUUAGCGUAUCUUCGUACAUUAGCUUCAACUCAUUCAGAAACUAAAAGAUUAAUAGAAAAUCUGAAAUUUUACUGUGAUAAAGAGGUUUCAUUAAAGGAUGCUGCGGAUAUAAAUGGAUUCGUUACAUCAGCUUCACCAGAAGAAACUUUAGAUAGAUGUAUGGAUGAUCUUUUUGUGCCUUAUACAGAGGGUGAUCGAUAUUUAAGAAAGGAAAUUGAAUCCCUUAAAGAACUGUUUGGUAAAAUAGUUUCAGAAUUCUUAAGUGCUAUGCAACGACGAAAAAUGACAUCUACUCGUAAUCAGUCUGUAUUAACGCGUACAUUAAAUCAAAUCUCGGCUUCAACCUCUAGUGGAAUUUUAUCAUCACCUGACUUGAAUUAUUCACCUACUACUGGAUCUAAUCCUUUUGAAAAAGCAUCUAGUGAAAAGAGCCCCAAUAUAGUUAUUGUAAAUGAAAGUGAUUUCGUAUUACUUUCACAAGAUGCAAUUAUGCAUAUUCUUAAUAUUCAUGCGGAAGCUAUUAUUCGAUGUGUAGAGCUUGAAGAUUCACAAGAAUUGGGAUCAUCUCUUAAGCAAAUCUAUAACGUUUUAAUAGACUUUAUAGGCCAUAAAUAUGAGAAUAUUGUGUUAGAUGAAAUCUUAGAUGACUUGAGUACAUUUAAAGAACCAGAAUUAGCAUGCUUCUCUGUUAUCAAAUCAUCUAUCAAUAUUAUUCAACUUAUGCAAAAACAUUUUGAAGCUGCUAUGUUACCACUCAUAAUAAAUAACCCAUCCGUACACAGAGAUAUACUGUCUUCCAAAAACAACUUUAUGUCAAGCUUAGAGAAGAAGAUUAAUAUUGUACUUCAAAAAAGUAUUGACUGUAUAACAUAUUGGUUAAGCGAAUUAUUAAAUCGUCAAAAGAAAAAUGAUUUCAAACCAAGGGAUGAGGAAAUCGCUAUGAUGAGUAUGGGCACUCAGCCAUGUAUGCAAUCAGUAGACUUUAUUAUGCGAGUUUAUCGUUCUGUAUCAAGUUCACUUCAAGGAAAGAAUCUAGAGGCCUUUUUGAGACGAGUAGGAAAUGCAUUUCAUUCCAUGCUGUUGGAGCAUUUCAAAAAGUUUUAUGUUACGCCGACAGGAGGUUUAUUAGUUACAAAAGAUAUUGCAAAAUAUCAAGAAGUUAUCAAAAUGUUUAAAUUAUCUGGACUUGAUGAAAGAUUUGAAAUGCUUAGACAACUGGGUAACAUAUUUGUAGUUAAGCCUGAAAUUUUAAAAUCAAUCCUAUCGGAAGGAUAUUUAGCAAGACUGGACCCAGCCAUGCUUUACUCAUAUCUUGAAAAAAGAAUUGAUUUUAAGGUCGCAAAAUUAGAUAGAUUACUGGGUAUUUCAAUAGAUGAAAAUAAUAAUAGGCCAAUGAAUAGUAAUGAUGACUCUACUUAUAACAAAAUGAAAAGUCAACGAAGAUCAUUAUUCGUUAAUGAUAAUGAAGUUUUGAAGGAUAUCAUGAAAAAUUAUACAAAUAAUCGCGAUUUUUUGUCUGCUUUUAAUAUGUCUUGAAAGUAAUUAUUUAUACCAUUUAUUAAAGGCUAUUAUGUAACGUUCAAAAUUUGUGAGUAAUAUGUAUUUAUGAAAAGCAGCAAUUUACAAUAAAACAAAGAAAAAAAAAAGAAUCUUUAACUGCAUAUCAAUCCUGUGUUUAUUAAUCAGUUUAAUAAGCAACUUUCUUACCUUCUGAAAGUAUA